Molecule: messenger RNA, 1116 nt
Organism: Protobothrops mucrosquamatus (brown spotted pit viper)
Lineage: Eukaryota; Metazoa; Chordata; Lepidosauria; Squamata; Viperidae
Product: H-2 class II histocompatibility antigen, E-S beta chain-like
Exons: 6
Coding region: 1-852 (283 amino acids)
Biological process (GO): immune response; positive regulation of T cell activation; peptide antigen assembly with MHC class II protein complex
Cellular component (GO): membrane; MHC class II protein complex
Molecular function (GO): MHC class II protein complex binding
Source: RefSeq, a predicted model, not a curated record
AUGGAUGCCGCCCAACAAGCGCCCCCAGAGAGAGGGGAGACAGACACGGAGGCUCCCAGCCCCAGAGGCGGAAUCGCCCAUUUCCUGCUCCAGGGGAAGGCCGACUGCCACUUCUCCAAUGGAACGCAGCAGGUGCGAUACCUGUACAGGGACAUCUACGACCGACAGGAGAUCCUCCACUUCGACAGUGAUCGUGGGGAGUUCGUAGCCAUUGUGGCAUUGGGGCAACCCGAGGCCCGCAAGUUCAACCGAGAUCAGAACUUCCUGCAGCUCAUGAAGGCCCAGGUGGGGCGCUGCCGACAGAACUACGAGGAGGCCAAGGGGGCCCAGAUGGUGGGCCGGAGAGGUGAGUCCGGGAGGGAGGGAAAUAUUUAUCAGUUACGUCUCUCCCGUCCCUCCUCCCCUUCCUCCCCUCCAGCCAAGCCCACCGUCUCCAUCUCCUCCACCAAGCUGGACCCCGCUUCCCCCAACACCAUCCUCCUCUGCACCGUGAGGGUCUUCUACCCUGUGGAGAUCGAGGUCCAGUGGCUGAAGAACGGGCGGCCGGAAGAGGAGGGCGUGGCCUUCGGGGAGGAGCUCCAGAAUGGAGACUGGACCUACCAGCUCCAGGUGAUGCUGGAGACCCAGCCCCAGCGGGGGGACAUCUACACCUGCCAGGUGGAGCAUGCCAGCCUGGAGGCCCCCAUCACCGUCCAAUGGGAGCCCCGUUCCUCCAACUCUGCCAAGAGCAAACUCUGGACGGGGAUUGUUGCAGCUGUGAUCGGGGUGAUCUUCUUCACCAUGGGGCUCUCCCUCUACCUGAGGAGCAAAACAGCAAUUCCCAUCCAGCCUCCUGCAGCACUCAUGAAUUAAACCUGCUGUCCUUCCUGAUUCCUGAUGGGAAAGGAAGUUGUUUUUUUUCAGUAACUGAUGAAUUUCUGGCUUUUUCGCAACCUCUGAAAAAUGGAGGGUCAAGAUUUUAGAUUGGGGGGAGGAGAAGAAUGGCAGCCUGGAGCUUCUCCUGCUGAGACACCUCUGGCUUUCCUUUGAAGGCCUCUCUUUCUUGUGAGGGGGCGGUGGAGACCAUCUAGACUGACCCCUGGGACUCUGGACCUGCCUGUCAGUCCGUACACCCAA